Molecule: messenger RNA, 2566 nt
Organism: Drosophila innubila
Lineage: Eukaryota; Metazoa; Arthropoda; Insecta; Diptera; Drosophilidae
Gene: eIF4H1
Product: eukaryotic translation initiation factor 4H
Exons: 5
Coding region: 125-1114 (329 amino acids)
Molecular function (GO): RNA binding
Source: RefSeq, a predicted model, not a curated record
UUGGGUGUAUUUCCUGGUGCCGCAAGCAUUCGGUGUGUACACACUGAAGCGCGUGCACACGGCGACAAACUUGGUAGUCAGUCUGCGGAUUGCAGCGAAUUCGCUCAUUUGAAAAAAAUAAAACAUGGCUGGAAGAGGUGGUUAUGAACACGCUAGAGGAGGAUUUGGAGGCGAGCGCCAUGUGAGGCAACUGCCAACGGAACCGCCCUUUAUUGCGUACGUGGGUAACUUGCCCCAGGGUCUCGUCCAAGGCGAUGUCACCAAAAUAUUCAAAGACUUUGAGGUGAAGAAUGUGCGUCUGGUGAAGGAUCGUGAAACGGAUAUGUUCAAAGGCUUCUGUUAUGUCGAAUUUGAGACGCUGGACAAUUUGGAACGUGCUCUUGAGUGCGACGGUCGCAUCAAACUGGAUGAUCUUUCGGCCCCGCUACGCAUAGAUAUUGCCGAUCGAAAGAAAAAUGAACGCCCUGGUGGCGGCAACGGCGGCGGCAUGAGCCGUGACGGCGGUCGCGAUGGCUUCCAGAAACGCGGACCACCACGUCAAGGCGGCAGCAGUCAAUCGUAUAGCCGCGGCGGUCCCGGCACCGGCGGCGGUCGCGAAGCCGGCGGCGGCUCUGGUAAUCGCGGCGAUAGUAGAGGUUCGUACAAUGAUAAUUAUGGUGGUCACAGUGAUAGAAGUCGUGGCGGCGCCAGCUCCGGCAUGAAUAGAGGAUAUAAUGAUCGUCCACUGAAUCGUGGUCGUUAUGGAAACUUUAACAACGAUGAACGCUUUGAUCGCAAUCAGGAUCGUGAUCGUGGCCAGCGUGAGGGCAGCUAUGGCAAUCAGUCCCGCGAUGGCGAUCGCUACAACAACUUCAGCCGGCAUCGUGACCGUGAGCGUACCCACUACAAUCCAAACCAGCAACCUGAACGUCCCAGUGGCGUUGCAAUGGGCGCCGUCGCGGUUCCAGAUGAUACGGAACGGCCACGCCUGCAGCUGAAGCCAAGAACUAUUGCGGCACCUAUUAAUGCGGUCGCCGAAACCAAACAAUCGGCCUCAAUUUUCGGCAAUGCCAAGCCGCGUGAGGAGAAGCUUAAGGAGCUACAACAGAAUGUCAAUCACAAUGGCGAUAACUAGAAGAUGGAUCUGGUGUUUGUAAUAUGCCGUAAAUGAUAUUUAACAAAAACAGAAAAGAUAAAAAAAACACAAGCAACAAACAUUAAAAAAAAUAACAGCAAAAAGAUGAUAAAGAAUGUAAACACAACAACAAAACUUUUAGGGGCAUAUAUGAUGAUUAUAUUGAGAGCGGCAUAUAUAUAUAUAUAUAUAUAUAUAUAUAUAGAUAUAUAUGAAAAGAAGAAAUGCUGCAAAGAGGAGGACUUAAAAAAAAAAAACAAAAAACGAAAAAACCAGAAAACAAAACGAAAACAAACAUAAUUAAUAACUACGCUAUAUACCUAUUAUAUAAAUAAAAGCUAUGUACUAUGCAUAUAUAUAAAAUAUAUAUAUAUAUAUAUAUAUAUAUAUAUGUAUGUGUGUAUAUAUAUAAAUAUAUAUAUAUAUAUAUUUAUACAAAACGCUUGGCUGGCCCUUCCCUGUCAGCCGAAGCAACAAAUGCAAACUUAACAAGAGGAAGAAGAAGAAUAAGAAGAACGGUAACAGCAACAUCAACAACAACAACAAAUAGUUACAAAUAACAAAUUGACAGCCACAAAAACCAUAUGAAUAUAUAUAUAUCCAUCUAACUCGAUGCGCAAUGUUGACAAACAACUGGAGCAACAACAACAACAACAAACAAACAAACAAACAGUAACAACAACAACAACAAUGGAAAGUCUUUAAAUGUUAGUCCUUAAGCAGCGAUAAAGUUAGAGCCGUGCAUGUAUUUGCGCGAUGCUAUUUGUUAGUUAAGUAAUGCAUAUAUAAACAAACAUAACAACAACAACAAAAUAACAAAACCGAAAACAAAAACGUUCUACCAUAUAAGUAAAAAAGAAAACAAAACAAAAAACAAAGCAAAAACUGAUUUAUAAAAACGACAAAAAAAAAAAUAUACAAAAACAAACAAAAAUGCAAACAACAACUACAAUUUGACAAGCGUUUAGCGUUAGCAGGCAGACAGGCAGGCAGUUUAUACAGUUUAUAUAGCAAAACACAAGAAAAAACGAAAAAAAUGAAAAAAAUAUUAAACAAAAAAAAAAAAACCGAUUUGCAGUGAAAAACUAAACACCAACUAAGUACGCAUUACAAUGGAAAUCUAAAACAGAAAAGUAAACAGCAUAUUUAUAUAUAUACAUAAAUUCAAUAUAUAUCUAUAUAUAUAUUUAAAGCUAAACUUGUGUAAACCAUGCAAAGCAAAUGUACAAUUUGUAAUUCGCGAUGUUCAGUAUAAGACCACAGUUUCUUUUUCCUUUUCUCUCUCCCAUUCUUUUGUUUUGUAAUAAUAUUUUUCUAGAUUUUUAAAAUUAAAACUUUUUGUUGAUUUAUUUUCGUAAUAUUCUUGUUGUCGGCUUCAAUUUGGCGCAAUAUUCCCACUGACUGACAGAACUGAUCUAGGGAGGGGCGACGUCGGCGGCAUUGAUAAAAAAA